AAAAAAAAAAGGAAAGAGAAAUUGCGCUGACGUCCAUUCUGUUCUCGAGUAUUAUGGUCUGUCGGGAAUUCACAGCGGCUGGGACUGGAGAAAAAAUAUCUGCUCUGCUAACGUUAGCGUCCGCCGAGCUAACGGGAGGUAGCACGGGGGUAAACAUGGAGCUGUCCGCCGUCGGGGAGCGGGUGUUCGCUGCCGAGUCCAUAAUCAAACGGAGGAUAAGGAAGGGUCGCAUUGAAUACCUCGUGAAAUGGAAGGGCUGGUCUCCCAAGUACAGCACCUGGGAGCCGGAGGAGAACAUUCUGGACUCCAGGCUGUUCGUCGCCUUCGAGCAGAGGGAGCGGGAGAGGGAGCUGUACGGCCCCAAGAAGAGGGGACCCAAACCCAAGACCUUCCUGCUCAAGGCUCAGGCAAAAGAUAGAGCCAAGUCGUAUGAGUUCAGGAGUGAGGCGGUCCGAGGGAUGCACAUCACCUACCCAGCCCCAGAGCCGGUGGUCACCCCCCGAGCGAGAGAGGGCCUGAGGGCUGUCGUUCCCACCAUCUUCCCACCCAGUGCUGUCAACCGCGGAGAAAGCAUACGCGUCCGGCCGCCGGAAUUCGGCGGCCGCGAGUACCAGCAGCCUUCCCUUAAGCAAACCGUUGCAGACGAACUCAUCCACGUGCCCAAAAAAAGAGGCCCGAAGCCCAAGCCCCGCUUCAAGGAGAGCGGCUGCAGCCCCGCGACCUCUGAGCCCCACAAGAGGAGGGCAGGAGAGCUGUUGGGCCAAGGCCCUCACAAACUGACCAAGUACCACGGGAUGGAAGAGCUGCGGCUGUUUAAAGUGGCCCACAGACAUCCGGAGAGCCACGGUCAUGGCCAUAAACACCACCACCACCACCACCAGCACCACCAGCACCACCACCAGCACAACAGGGAGCUUUCCGGUGGAAGCUCCUACAAGCAGCUCUACUCUGACCGCAGCCCGCAUCCACACAGGGUAGACACGGACACACACAGGACUAAGGAAGGAUCCACCUACCUGGUACCCGCACACUUCAAGCACCAGUCCAAAGUGAGCCAGAGCCUGAGUCGCCCCGCGGAGCAGCCGCUGAUGGAGAAGCCCUACUUCCUGGACAGGCCGUCCCCGACCCGUCUGGACGACGACCUGGACGAGGUGUCGUGGAGGCCGUCCGUCGGCGGCGUGGAAAAAGUCCUGGUGACGGACGUGACCACCAACUUCCUGACCGUCACCAUCAAGGAGAGCAGCACUUCUAAAGGCUUCUUCAAAGACAAAAGAUGAUCAUUUCUUUGUUGAUUUGUUUUUUACACCAUGCUUUUUUCUCUCUGACUUGCUUCAGCCUCAUUCUGAUGUAUAUAGGACAUAUAGAGUGAUUAUUGAGCAAGGCAGUUUUUGUAUGUAAUGUAUAAAGGCAAAUUACAUAAUGUGCAUAUGUGUAUAUAUUAUAAAGUCUGACAUCUAUUUAAUGUAUUGUCCAAAUCAAAUGAAGUCCAUUUUGCUUCAUGCAUUGGUUGACGUGAAAGAGUUGCAUGUUUCCUUUGCAGCAGCCGACUACUUUCUGUACAGAGCUUGUGAAUUCACUAUUUUGCAAAUAUAAGUAACUAGAAUGUAUUUUUUUUUUCAUUCUCAUUUCAAGUGAGGCAUUGAGGCCUGGAGAUAAAAUCCAGCCCGUGGAUUGAAUAUUUCUCUUUAAUUUGAACUGAUUAGACUGAAAAUACCCUGUUCGAUUUCAUAAGGUUUAUGUUUAAAAAAGAAAAAAUGUUCUCAAGCACUUUGAAUUCAAAAGUAUUUAAAAAAAAAAAUCUGUUAUUGUUUGUGUUUAAAGACCGAGGGUGUCUCGGCUUUUGUGAUGCCUCUAACAUUUCUAGUUGUGAACAAAAUGUAUUCACUCAACACCGACACUUUACGAGUUUCCCCAAGGCGCAUACAACUGCAUUAUAUUAUAUUUUACAUAUUCAUAGAAAACGUUCAUGAAACAUUGAUGUAACAAGAAAGGAAAAAAAAAAGGUUUGUGUUUAAUGGCUUAUUAGAAAGCUUUUCAAUAAAAAAAACACGUUGAAUUUCCUCA
Scophthalmus maximus (turbot) is the source of this 2064-nucleotide messenger RNA. It is a transcript of the gene cbx8b, whose product is annotated as chromobox homolog 8b. NCBI's taxonomy places the organism in Eukaryota, Metazoa, Chordata, Actinopteri, Pleuronectiformes, Scophthalmidae. Bases 54 to 1277 code for a protein of 407 amino acids. The record is from RefSeq and is a predicted model, not a curated record. The transcript has 5 exons.